Arctia plantaginis is the source of this 1569-nucleotide messenger RNA. The record is from the annotation of a GenBank genome assembly. Lineage: Eukaryota; Metazoa; Arthropoda; Insecta; Lepidoptera; Erebidae.
AUGGACAGUCAACGAGAAAAAGAGCGCGAUCGGUCUAGGCGUGGAGAUCGUCCAUCCAGGUUUUCUGAUGCAACUCGAGAUCGUUCCAACGAUCGCGAUCGCCCUGAAGGCAAGAGAUUGUUUGUCUCAAAUAUACCUUAUGAAUUCAGGUGGACUGAGCUUAAGGACUUGUUUAAAGAAAAGGUUGGAGAUGUGGCUUACGUCGAACUUUUCAAUGAUGAAAAUGGUAAACCUAGAGGUUGCGGUGUUGUCGAAUUCACCAGCUCUGAAGCAAUGAAAAAAGCACUAUUUGUUAUGCACCGUUAUGAAUUAAAUGGAAGAAAACUUGUAUUGAAGGAAGAAACAGGUAAUGAAAGGAACAGGUUGAAUUCGUCACGAUCUGGUGGUGGUGGAGGAGGCGGAAGUGGCAGUGGGGGCCGAAAUAACAGAGAUGACAAAGAUUGGUCAAUUAAUAAACCGAGAGAGCCUGAAAACUACAAUACUUAUGGCCUUAGUUUACAGUUUCUGGAAUCUAUAAAUGUACAACCACCAUUGGUGAAGAAAGUUUUUGUGGCCAAUCUUGAUUAUAAAGCAGAUCGCAAUAAAAUAAAAGAGGUAUUUAAAAUGGCUGGAAAAGUACGCAACAUUGAUCUGGCUGUUGACAAAGAUGGUAAUAGCAGAGGGUUUGCUGUUAUUGAAUAUGAUCAUCCUGUAGAAGCUGUACAGGCUAUAUCUAUGUUUGAUAAACAAAUGUUGUAUGACAGAAGAAUGACAGCCCGUAUGGACAGAGGAAACUCUGAUAAAACUGAAGUAAGAUUGCCUGAAGGGCUUAAGAGUAUUGGUCUUGGGCUAGGUCCCAAUGGCGAACCACUGAGGGAUGUUGCAAGGAAUGUCAUGCCAGGUCAAGCACCAUCCAACACCAGCUUAAACAUUGGAAAUACGGGUAAUACAUUAGGGACAAGUGUUCUGGGUGCAGUACCUACCUCUGGAGUUACGUUGAAUGGACUUGGCACUGGACUAGCUGCUAAUGCCUUAAACACCAACACAACAUUGGGUGGCAGCCUUGGAUUACAGGCAUUAAGUUUGACAGGUCUAGGAGCUCUUCAAAACCAGUUGCUGCAACAGGGUUUAACAGCUAAUGACUUGGCAACAGUCCUUACAGCUCAAGCAAAUGUGAACUCUUCAAAUUUAGGACUUAACACAGACCUUGGACCAAAUAUGCUGAAUUCAUCUACACUCUCCAAUAAUGUUUUGGGAAACAAUUCACUUAGCUCUGGGCCAUUGUCAGGUGGUGGAAGACAAAUGGGAAAUGUGUCUCUAUCUGGACAAGGUUAUGGAAGAGAAAGUUCACAACAGUCCAACCGCGAGAAACAAUCAGAUAUGGUCAUAAUUACAAAUUUACCUCCGACUGUGACAUGGCAGCUAAUUCGGGAGAAGUUCAGUGAGUGUGGAGAUGUGAAGUUUGCUGAAAUGACAGCACCAGAUACUGCUGUUGUUCGGUUCCAUAAGGAGUGGGAUGCUGAGAGGGCAAUUAAAAUGUUUGACAGGACUCGCAUUGAUGGCAGGACCAUAGAUGUGCGUUUCUUCUAA